Molecule: messenger RNA, 1179 nt
Organism: Anopheles aquasalis
Lineage: Eukaryota; Metazoa; Arthropoda; Insecta; Diptera; Culicidae
Product: CLIP domain-containing serine protease B9-like
Biological process (GO): proteolysis
Molecular function (GO): serine-type endopeptidase activity
Source: RefSeq, a predicted model, not a curated record
AUGUGUGAACAUCAAAGAUGUACCAACGGUCGACGGCUAGCGGUACUUGCUGUGCUGAUACUGUGCAUUAGUGUUUCGCAUCAGCAACAGGAAUGUACUACACCACGAGAAGAACGAGGAAACUGUGUGUCUAUGUAUGAUUGUAACUUCAUAAGGAGCUAUUUCGAUGGAAGCAUUCUCAAUCCUGACGAUGUUGCAUUCUUAGAAAACUCGAUAUGUAAACCAAUUAGCCCCUCUGGUCAACGACCAUUUGUUUGCUGUCCAUCCGCUGGGAAGCCGACCACUCCAGCAACAUCUUUACCUCCUGAACCGGAAUUGCUACCUAAUCCGAUCAAAGAAGAAUGUGGAGUUACAAAGUAUAUCAGCAUCAUACCUCAUAUCAUGGGUGGUGAAAACUGUACCAUCGGAGAGUUUCCCUGGUUUGCGUUGCUGCAGUUCGAGAAUCGGCGAGGAAAACGGAGUUACAACUGCGGUGGUGCCAUUAUUAAUAAUCGAUAUGUCCUCACGGCCGCUCACUGCGUCAUUGGAUGGGUCGAACGGUUAGUAGGCAAACUCGUUGAAGUGCGAUUAGGCGAGCAAAACACGGACACGGAAAAGGAUUGCGAACAAGAUGAAGACGGGCAAAUUUGUGCUGAUUGCGAACAAGAUGAAGACGGGCAAAUUUGUGCUGAUCCACCGAUAGAUGUCGGAAUAGAGAAGGUCUUGGUCCAUCCUCUAUAUAAUGAAUGGAGUAACGCGAACGACAUUGCGCUUGUUCGGCUCAAUAAAACAAUCGUUUUCACGGAUUUCGUUCAACCAAUUUGUCUACCAACGCUCGAUUUCCGUCCUUCCAACACUAGUGAAACUCUCUCCGUCGCCGGAUUCGGUCGAACGCUCAAAGGGAUGCGAAGUGCAAUCAAGCAGAAGCUGACCAUCAAGGUGUACGACCACAAUCGCUGCAGAAAGAUGUUUGGAACCAAGAAAGCAGUGAUAACGACGAAUCAGAUCUGUGCCGGCGGUGAACACGCCAAGGACUCAUGUAAAGGUGAUUCCGGUGGUCCGCUGAUGAAGCUACAAAAGGUUUGGUACCUUGAGGGUGUCGUAUCGUAUGGCUAUGGAUGUGGGCUCGAGGAUUGGCCCGGUGUGUACAGUCACGUCCCAGCCUACAUGUCCUGGAUAAGAAGCAAUUUAGUGGCGUGA